UAAAUGAGUUUACGCCGGAAAUAUGCUUCUCGCGUUUCAGUUCAUGUUGUUACAAGAAAUGAUUUGGUCCAUAAAGCUUGCCGUAAUUUAUUGUGUUGCAAUAUGAAGAUUUUAGGGUAAAGUUCACUAUGAAAUGUAGUUUUGUCAAAGAUCGCUUUAACAUUUCAGCUGUUUAUGAACUCUGCGUUGUUUAUCACUAGAGUAAACAAAUAUGUACAGAGCGAAAACUAUAUUCGGGCACCUUGCUCCGUCAGUGGCAACUCGGAAGUGUUCUGUUCAGAAAGUUGAUUGCAGAGCUCCAUUGGAAGAUGCUGCUGAUGAUAUUGUAGUGGUUCAUGGACGCAGAACUGCAAUAGCAAAAGCCAAACGGGGCUCUUUUAAGAACACAACCCCUGAUGAAUUACUUUCUGCUGUGAUAACUGCUGUCUUGAAAGAUGUUGACCUCAAUCCAGCAAGCCUUGGCGAUAUCUGUGUUGGAAAUGUGCUACAGCCUGGAGCUGGUGCUGUUGUUGCAAGAAUUGCUCAGUUCCUCAGUGGGAUCCCAGAAUCGGUUCCUAUAUAUUGUGUGAACAGACAGUGCUCAUCUGGCUUGCAGGCUGUAAUCAACAUAGCAGGUGGCAUCAGGAAUGGCUCUUAUGACAUUGGGAUGGCCUGUGGAGUGGAAAGUAUGACACUAAGAGAUCCUAGCAACCCGGGAGACAUGAGUCCUCGAACAUUGGAUGACGAGAAAGCUAGAAGCUGCCUUAUUCCAAUGGGAAUAACUUCUGAAAAUGUGGCUGAGCGGUUUGGGAUUACACGGCAUAAGCAGGACCAGUUUGCUUUAUUAUCUCAGCAGAGGGCAGCCAGAGCCCAGAAAAUGGGUUUAUUUCAAGCUGAGAUUGUUCCAGUCGUCACUGCCUUCAAAGAUGAUCAGGGAAAUGAGAAGACCAUUACAUUAAGUCAGGAUGAAGGCAUUCGGGUCAACACCACACUUGAAGGCUUGGCUAAACUGAAACCGGCAUUCAAAGAAAAUGGCAGUAGCACAGCAGGUAAUUCCAGCCAAGUUAGUGAUGGUGCUGCUGCAGUCCUGCUAGCAAGACGUUCUAAAGCAGUGGAACUGGGUCUCCCAGUCAUGGGUGUUCUAAGAUCCUUUGCUGUAGUAGGAGUUCCACCUGAUGUCAUGGGUAUAGGUCCAGCCUAUGCAAUUCCUGCAGCUUUGGAGAAGGCAGGGCUGACUACAGAUGACAUUGAUGUAUUUGAAAUCAAUGAAGCCUUUGCUAGUCAGGCAGUAUACUGUAUCGAAAAGCUGGGCAUACCUCUCACGAAGGUGAACCCCAAUGGGGGAGCAAUAGCACUAGGGCAUCCUUUAGGAUGUACUGGAGCACGGCAAGUUGUCACAUUGCUGAAUGAAUUAAAGCGCAGACAAAAGAGAUCAUAUGGAGUUGUCUCUAUGUGUAUUGGGACUGGAAUGGGAGCUGCUGCUGUAUUUGAAUUCCCAGGAAAAUGAUAUCUUGAAUGAAAACGUUUGGAAGACUAACUGAAACUAAUAUUAUGAAAACGAUGCUUAUCAUGAUCGAACAUUGUCUUCUUAAUCUGCUGAAUACCAUAACCUGAUCAGCCUCACAAUAGUCUGUUUUCACCUAUUUUGAAGAAGAUGCAUUAUGAUAUGAAAUGCUAAUGGAUUUAACUUGAAUGUCCAGUUAAUGAGGAUUUGCUACACUGUAUUUUCUUCACAUACGAUUAAUGCUAUUAAUUUUUGUUUAUCUGAAGUUCUAUUUCCUUUUUUGUGUAAGAAUUUUAGAUCUGUUUUAUUGCCUAGCUGUGAGGAUUAUUUUCUACCCUUUGCAUCCAGAACACUUGCAUUUCAUCUGUUGCUGUUCAUUUGACAUUGUCAUGUUUCAUGUUUGUACCACAUGCCCUUGUCGAAACCACACUUCUACAUAAGUGUUUUACAUUGCAUUGUCAUUCGCAAAGAAUGUCUGGUAGAGACAGGUGUGUUUGGGUAUCAGUUAAUUUGUACAGGUCCUACAGGUGAAGCAAAGGUUUUAAUAUUUUAGAAUUGAUGACUCAAGCAUUGGUGUGAUAGUAGCAGUCAAGCCUUCAUCCCUUGCCUCCUUAAAUUGCUCAUUUUAUAACAUUUACGUGACAUACCACUCGUCUGCUUAAGGGCAGAACAAAUGUUUAGUAGUAAAUCCUGUGGUCCAAGGUUACUCAUUUUCAGCCAUUUAUUUCUGUCCAGAGCUGAAAGUUCGGUGUAUGGGAGCAGAUAAGCUUGCUAGUCAUGUGGGCCACCUCCCCCAACUCUUCCCACAGUGGCCAGUGGCUUCAAGACUCUCUUAUGCGAGAGGCAUCAGUUCCUGUCUACACAUGCCCCUGGAAUGCCUGGGUUGUGUGUUACAUGAGCCACACUGUCCCAGUAGAUGCUACAAUCCUUGAUAACAGAGUCAGAAAUACAGUGGGUCAUAUUGCUCCCCACUCCAGGAUGGGCUGUCCAGCAGCUGCUGACACCCACCUUCCCUGCCUGAUUCUUCUAUCACCAAGCUGCUAACAAAACUGAGGUUAUUUGUGUUAUGCAAAGGGCUUUCUUUAUUCCUCUUUGUCAGAGCCAGGCAGUAGCUGUUUUGCACUAUUCCAUUCUACCAACACUGUUGACAGAGUUUGUUCUGUUACUGUCAUUGUAUAAUUUGCUCAUGCUUUCUGAAUGUGUGGUCCCUAACUUCUUAUAGCAGAUGAGCCUUAUUUACUUGCUGAAGUGCACCACAGACCAAGAUAGUGGAGUACUAUUUUCUGUUGUCUUUUACCUCAAGUAAGGGGUACCUCCGACUGGAAACUCAUUGGAACUACUGAAGUUAUGGAAGUUUCACCAUAGUGAGUAGCAAACUGAGAACAUGAGAAAUUUUAUGGUAAAAGUUGUUAAAAUGUAACAAUGUGUGAAACUCAGCCUGAUUAGAGUGUGACUUUUUUAAUUUGACAGCAGUAAAACAUUUCUCAUUUUCUUUUUGCACAGCA
This is a messenger RNA of Protopterus annectens (West African lungfish), 2988 nucleotides long. It is a transcript of the gene ACAA1, whose product is annotated as acetyl-CoA acyltransferase 1. Gene Ontology annotation, molecular function: acetyl-CoA C-acyltransferase activity. Bases 212 to 1486 code for a protein of 424 amino acids. The transcript is spliced from 12 exons. NCBI's taxonomy places the organism in Eukaryota, Metazoa, Chordata, Ceratodontiformes, Protopteridae. Gene Ontology annotation, biological process: phenylacetate catabolic process; fatty acid beta-oxidation. Gene Ontology annotation, cellular component: peroxisome. The record is from RefSeq and is a predicted model, not a curated record.